Messenger RNA from Cynara cardunculus var. scolymus (artichoke), 521 nucleotides. Its product is annotated as EPIDERMAL PATTERNING FACTOR-like protein 6. The coding region runs from base 1 to 393 and encodes 130 amino acids. The transcript has 2 exons. The record is from RefSeq and is a predicted model, not a curated record. NCBI's taxonomy places the organism in Eukaryota, Viridiplantae, Streptophyta, Magnoliopsida, Asterales, Asteraceae. Gene Ontology annotation, biological process: stomatal complex development; guard cell differentiation.
AUGUUAGCUGGGGGAAGGCGUAUAUUAGCCACUGACCCAAUAACCCCAAUAAUCGGUCUUUUCGAAAGGGACCCAGUCCCGUAUAUGUCGGGGUCAUGUUCGCUAAUACGGUCAGCUCCCGUGAACCACGCCUUGUCCACUUUGGCUAUAGGCAAAUUCAAAACCACCGGUGAACAACGGACGUCGUCGUAUUCGAGGACCACCACCACUUCUUCAAGGAGGAGGAAAUUAAGCGGUCCGGGAUCAUCGCCGCCACGUUGUGCUUGGAAGUGCGGGCGGUGCACCCCGUGUAAGCCGGUUCACAUACCGGUGCCGCCAGGAACACCGGUGACUGCCGAGUACUACCCGGAAGCAUGGAGGUGCAAAUGUGGAAACAAAUUGUACAUGCCAUGAUGCAUGUUUUUUUAAUCGCUAUUUAAUAGCUAGUUAGGUCUUUGUUACAUUAAUUACAAGGGGGUAUUAUGUCAUUAAUCAAUUUAGUAGGACCGAUAUUGAAAAUUUUGGAAAAUAUAUAGAUGGCA